AUGUUCGCCGCUCGCUCUGUCCCUCGCGCACUCAAUGGCGCUCGCGCCUUCUCCACUUCGCCUGCCCAUUCGCUGGCCCGUAUGCAAAUCAUUGGCCGUCUCGCCGACCAGCCCGAGCUCACUCCCACAUCCACCGGUCGCGAGAUGGUGCGGUAUGCUCUCGGUGUCAAGAGUGGCCCUAAGAACGAGAACGGCGAGAGACAAACCAGCUGGUUCAGAGUCGCCAGUUUCACCGAGGGUCCUGGCAGAGAUGUGCUCCUGAACCUGCCCAAGGGUACUCUUCUUUAUCUUGAGGCCGAUGCUCGUAUGGACACAUUCCAGGGCCAAGAUGGCUCCACCCAGACUCGCCUCAACCUCGUUCAGCGCAACUUCGAGGCUCUCAGCCGUCCUCAAAACCGCUCCGACUCAGAUAGAAGCGCUGCUGAAGAGCCCAGCAGCGGUCUCGGUGCAUCAUAA
Messenger RNA from Aureobasidium melanogenum CBS 110374, 456 nucleotides. Its product is annotated as putative ssDNA binding protein. NCBI's taxonomy places the organism in Eukaryota, Fungi, Ascomycota, Dothideomycetes, Dothideales, Saccotheciaceae. Gene Ontology annotation, cellular component: mitochondrial nucleoid. The transcript is spliced from 3 exons. Gene Ontology annotation, molecular function: single-stranded DNA binding. Gene Ontology annotation, biological process: positive regulation of helicase activity; mitochondrial DNA replication. The record is from RefSeq and is a predicted model, not a curated record. The coding region runs from base 1 to 456 and encodes 151 amino acids.